Apis laboriosa (Himalayan honeybee) is the source of this 3416-nucleotide messenger RNA. RefSeq lists its product as uncharacterized. The coding region runs from base 1013 to 2800 and encodes 595 amino acids. The transcript is spliced from 8 exons. NCBI's taxonomy places the organism in Eukaryota, Metazoa, Arthropoda, Insecta, Hymenoptera, Apidae. The record is from RefSeq and is a predicted model, not a curated record.
ACGUACGUCGCGGAUCUUUUGGCGGAUACGCUACUUGUCGUCGUCGUCGUCGUCAUCAUCGUCGUCGCCGUCGUCGGUGUUGCCGUUGCCGUUACCGGUACAGCCACGCACUGCCGUUAUCGAUGCUCAGUCGAAUCGGCUACGAUCCAACGGGAGUUUCGUAUUCGUUCUCUCUCGCUGUUGUAUCGCGCAACCGAUAUACAUCCUUCUCCCUGACCUGACGAUCUCUUCUUCCCUUUUCUUCUUUUUUCCUUAUUUUUUUUUUUUUCCAUUCUCUUUUCUCUUCUUUAAUUUAUUCGCGCGUAUUUAUUUAUUUAUUUUUUUUAACCCAUCCUUUUCCCCUUUUCCUUCCUUCUCUCCUCCUAUCCGUCGAUCGUUCGAUCGUCCCAUUCGACUUUUCGCGACGAUCGAAGAAAAUAUAAUUAUCGCGAAAGAAUAAUUAUUCGCCAAUGUGCCGGGCGGGAGCUACGACGAUGAUCGGUCUCAGUCGCGCGACGAACGCGAUCCGAUCCGUGUAAAAAAUCGGCAUAUAUAUAUACAUAUACAUAUACAUAUAUAUAUAUAUAUAUAUCGUCGGGUGAAUAAUAAAAUAAUUUUUUGAGUGUUGAGUGACGACGAAUCUUGCGCGUCUUUCGUCUCUCUCUCUCUCUGUCGGGGAGAAUCGAAUUCGGGGGGAAGAGAGGAGGGGCGAUAAACGAUCUGCGCUAGUAGAUAAUAGAUCUACAGCACAGCUGCGAUUUUUCGACGCGGGAUCCAAGGAACGGAAGUGAGCGGAAGGAAGGAAGGAAGGAAGGAAGGAAGGAAGGAAUCCGAGAAGAGGAUUUAAGCACGAACGAAGUUUAACGAAGCUUGUCGUUAGAGGAAGAGAGAAGCGGGGUUGAUAAGGCGAUAAAGCGGCUGCCGGGAUGCGGCACGAGGAGCCGCUAAGCUGCAGCUAACACGUGGCGACUCCACGCGCACUCCGCGAUCCCUAGGAAGGCGUAUCUCAUCGUGAGAGGCUGGGACCUCCAGGAUGCCAGGGGUGUGGAGGUUGCUACGUAUGCUGAUCUAUAUGGUGGUUGGCUUGAAGAGCGUUGGUAGCAGCAGCGACAUUUGGCCGCUGGAAAGGCCAGAGGGAAUGCCAGCCAUACAAUCCCUCGAGGUGAUGUGUGGAAAGGAUCACAUGGACGUGCAUCUCUCGUUCUCCCAACCCUUCGAGGGCAUCGUCUCGUCCAAAGGCCAACACGCGGAUCCGCGAUGCGUCUACGUUCCACCGUCCACAGGCCAGACCUUCUUCUCCUUUCGGAUAGCCUACGCGAGAUGCGGUACCAAGCCAGACAUGCACGGACAAUUCUACGAGAACACGGUCGUCGUCCAAUACGACAAAGAUCUGCUCGAAGUGUGGGACGAGGCUAAACGAUUGCGUUGCGAGUGGUUCAACGAUUACGAGAAGACAGCUUCGAAACCGCCUAUGGUCAUCGCGGAUCUCGACGUAAUCCAGUUAGAUUUCAGAGGCGACAACGUGGACUGUUGGAUGGAAAUUCAACACGGCAAGGGGCCCUGGGCACCACCCGUCUCCGGAAUAGUGCCGCUCGGCUCCACCCUCACCCUGGUCGUCGCCAUAAACGAUUAUCGAGGUGAAUUCGACAUGCGCGUCAAGUCUUGCGUGGCCUCGGACGGCGGUGGGCACACGAUACAGCUGAGCGACGAGUUCGGGUGCGUGCUAAGGCCGAAGAUGAUCAGCCGAUUCUUGAAGGCGAGGGGCUCCGACGAUCGUGCAACGGUCAUCACUUACGCCUUCUUUCACGCGUUCAAGUUCCCGGACGCGUUAAGCGUGCACAUCAAGUGCAAGGUUGAGAUCUGUCGUCACGGGUGUUUGGAUCACUGUCAGCUCAGCGGAUCCGUCGGCCACUACAUUCAAGAGCGCAAGGAUCAGAUACGACCGCAAUACCCGCAAACCACAAUACCUCCCACCGUUCACAACAACGAGGAUGACAACAACAGUGCCGACAAGGGUAACGAAAACGCGGGAGGUGGAGGCGAGCAGGCGGAUGGUUCCCUUUACGAUGACAUCAUUCAAGAUGGUGACGAGAUGACCUCGAUAGGGGGGCACUUCUUGGGGGUGGAGAAGUCGGUACCGAAGGCGCAAGCGCAGACGAGCAACCGGUUGCCAGCGCCAGUGGUCGAGAUACCGAACGAAAAACUUCAUCCGGACGAGACGACCGAUCCCUCGAGCCGACCGUUCCUUGAUCCAGCACGGGUAACGAGAUACGAGAGCGAUAGGGACAAAUUCCCUCACGGGCCUCGCAAUCUGGAGGGGGACACGAUACCGAGCGUGACACCUCUGUCGUCCCCUAACGGCAGACGAAAGAGAUCGGUGGUUGUGUCGGAUAGGAAAAUCCGUAGCGCGGACGUCGGCGUGAGCGGUUUAUACGAGGUGAUCUCCGAGGCCGAUCUAGCUUUCAGCCCGGACACACACGCGGAAGCGGUAACCGUGUUCCAAGGUAGAAUACGGGAGGAAGUGGUAUACGGUAUCUGCCUGCCCAUGCCAGGUUUCAGCGCCCUCUUCAUCGUGGUGGCGCUGUCCGCGGUCGUUUCUGCGCUUGUCGCGGGCGCGAUGCUGCAUCGGUUGCAGGCGCAACGCGAGGCCGCCGACAGCAGAAAGAACAAUGGAGCUGUGCACUCGACCAACGGGUGGUUACCUUACGGGUUGCUGCGCGUACGUUGCGCGGCGAGACCAGCCCAUCCGGAACAGAUUCAACAAAAACAAACGAAUCCAGUCGCAGCCACGACGAGUCCACCGGUCGAGAGAGGAGGUUGACGGACUUUCCGUGACUUUCCGUGUCGCUCGUGUCGCGGGACGCGCGACCGUGUACCACGCUCCACAGAAAGACAAUGUGCAAUAAUCACGCUGUACAAAGUAUUUUAAGUGCGUCGAAUCGUACGCGCGACAGUCUCCUCCAUUAUAUAUCGAUAUUACGAUCGCAUCAAUGGGACAAAGAUGUUAUAAAAAAGAAAAAAAAAAAAAGAAGAUGCAGUUGGUGCGUUUCAUAAUCCGAGAGCCUUCGACUCCUCUCAAUCUCCCCUCCUUCUCCAUCAUUUAUCUAUCUCCCCUCCCCACUCUCCUCUUUCCCUUUCCUUCCUCUUUUCUUCCUCGUCCAAGCAAAGCAAACGAAAGCGUUAUCGAACGAUUAUUUUCGACGAGUAAAAAAUAUUGGUAUUGGGUAAGUAAGGAAAAUAAUCAUCGCUAAAAAACAAUAUUCGCCGGAGGACGAGUUGAUGAAAUAUUCGCGAGAGGGAUAGUGUGUUGUUCAGUUGUACAACGAGUGUUUCCUCUCGAGUGUUGAGUGAAUAUUGUAAGGAAAAAAAAAAAAAAGAAAAAAAAAAAAAAAAAGAAAAAAGAAAAAAAAACACGUUUCGCUUGAUAUUGCGAAUAA